AUGCAAAGACCAGGCGGCCAAGGGACGGCGUUUUCUAUCGAUUCCCUGAUAGGGACCCCCCAGCCCAGACCGGGACACCUGCUCUACACGGGCUACCCCAUGUUCAUGCCCUACAGACCUCUGGUUAUUCCUCAAGCUUUAUCCCACUCGCCUUUAUCGUCUGGUAUACCUCCACUUGCGCCUUUGGCUUCUUUUGCGGGCCGGCUCACCAACACGUUCUGUGCCAGUUUGGGACAGGGGGUGCCGUCCAUGGUCGCGCUCACCACCACGAUGCCAAGUUUCUCGGAUCCACCGGACAGUUUUUAUCCGCCACAAGAGCUACCCGGUCCGCGUUUAAGCGCCGCCGAUCCCGGAGCGAGGAGGCAGGAAAGUCCGCAUUCAGAGGAGCUGCACAGCCGGGACAAGGGCUCUGAGCUGCUCAACUUCACAGAAACUUUCCAAACAAUAUCAGGUGAAACCAAACUGUACAGUUCAGACGACGAGAAGCUGGAUCUAAAGUCUGCAGACACCGUUUGCAGCGACCGGGAGGACAGCUCCGCAGACAGCGAGAACGAAAGUUUCUCGGAUGGAAACAACUGUGGCUCUCUGUCCCAGAAGAGCAAACUAAAAACUGGUUCACAGGAGACGAUACCGACCGGCAGCUCAGCGGGGAAGAGCAGGAGGAGACGAACAGCUUUUACAAGUGAGCAGCUGCUGGAACUCGAAAAGGAAUUUCACUGUAAAAAGUACCUUUCUCUGACUGAACGUUCCCAAAUUGCGCACGCACUUAAACUGAGCGAAGUGCAGGUGAAGAUUUGGUUUCAGAACCGCAGGGCCAAAUGGAAACGGAUCAAAGCCGGUAACGUCAACAACCGGUCAGGAGAACCGGUGAGAAACCCCAAAAUUGUGGUCCCCAUCCCGGUGCACGUCAACAGGUUUGCAGUGAGGAGUCAGCAUCAACAAAUAGAGCAAGGAACCAGGCCGUGAACUCAGAUGAAAACACAAAUAUUAAUAGUAAAAAGAAAAACAAAAACACUCACACUGACUGUAUGUUCCACUGAUUUGUUGAACGCAUGAAGCACAA
Messenger RNA from Sphaeramia orbicularis (orbiculate cardinalfish), 1063 nucleotides. RefSeq names its product homeobox protein GBX-1. Gene Ontology annotation, cellular component: nucleus. The transcript has 2 exons. Gene Ontology annotation, biological process: regulation of nervous system development; regulation of transcription by RNA polymerase II. The record is from RefSeq and is a predicted model, not a curated record. NCBI's taxonomy places the organism in Eukaryota, Metazoa, Chordata, Actinopteri, Kurtiformes, Apogonidae. Gene Ontology annotation, molecular function: DNA-binding transcription factor activity, RNA polymerase II-specific; RNA polymerase II transcription regulatory region sequence-specific DNA binding. Bases 1 to 966 code for a protein of 321 amino acids.